CAUAAUGAUGCCAAGCAAGCCAUGGAUUCGUUCCGUGUACGCCUAAACUGCAUCGAUUUCUAUCAAGCGCCCCCCACGCGACUUGAUCCCCUCCUCCGUGCCAAUGUCCAGCUCUCUCAGCUCCAGAAAGAGCCCAAGGUUCCGGUGAUUCGAGUUUUUGGUGCGACUGAGACAGGCCAGAAAGUAUGUGCGCAUGUUCAUGGCGCAUUUCCGUACCUCUACAUUGAGUACACCGGAAAACUGGUUCCAGAUGAGGGUAAGGACAUCAAUAAUCUAUGCAGUCCCCCUUCGUAUUGUUAACACGACGCCAGUUGGAGCUUACAUACACCGUCUUCAUCUCUCCAUCGACUAUGCCCUUGCCGUCAGCUACAGGCGAAAGCCCCAGGAUGAGAAGGCAAAAUUUGUCGCUCGGAUCACACUGGUCAAAGGCAUUCCAUUCUACGGUUUUCAUGUUGGUUACCAGCAUUAUUUGAAAAUCUACAUGCUGAAUCCCAAAUUCAUGACACGAUUAGCAGACCUGCUGAGGCAGGGUGUUAUUAUGAAAAAGGUUUUCCAGCCAUAUGAAGCUCAUCUUCAAUAUUUGCUGCAGUGGAUGGCAGAUUACAACUUGUAUGGGUGUGGCUAUAUUGAUUGCCGAAAAGUCACGUUUCGAAGUCCCAUACCCCAAUAUGAAGAUCUGAAAAAUCCCUCUCAUCUUUGGCAUGAUAGAUCGAUUCCAAAUGACUUUAUCACCCCGGAGCCUGAAUUUCCAAGAGUCAGUCACUGCUCCAUCGAGGUAGAUAUAUGCCUUCAAGAUAUCAUCAAUAGACAAGAAAUAAAGGCGCGUCCGCUUCAUCACGACUUCAUAGAACGGUUGAAUCCUAUAACUACUGGUGAAAAACUCGUUCACAGCAUGGCUGGGCUUUGGAGAGAAGAAACUCGUCGGCGAAAUGCCAAAAUGUCAAACGCAAGUCCAGGAAACAGUCCAUUCCCACCGGAAGUAAUGGUAUCUAUGUCCGCUGACCCGCGUAAUUCUCAACCCGGAGGCUGGGUCCAUGAAGAGGAAUAUCGAGAAUUGAUGGCUUCUCUUAUCAAAGAGGAAAAAGACAAAAGUGAUAGUGUCAAGGUAUAUUUUGACAAUUUUGUGAAAGUGGCGCCUUUCAGCUCUUCCAUUAAGUCGAGUCUAGAAUCUGUCGAAGACCUAUAUCCAGAGAAAUUGCGCCUGGCCUUGGGGUUGGCGCCUGUUGGGUACGAUCGAGACGAUAGGGAGGAUCAGACAGAAGUCGACGAGAAGCGGAUUUUGGAUUUUGAUGCUGAUAACGAUGAUGACUUUCCUUAUGAUUCCGAUGAAGAAGUUAUGGCGGAGAUCAUCUCUUCUCAGAGGAAGAAAGGGGACCGGGUUGAAGAGACACAUACAGAGGUGUUCGGGGAAUUGGGAGAACAGAAUCAAGAUCUCAAGAAAUCUGGCAAUUCAAACAAAAAUUGCGAAGAGUCUAGUGGAGGACCAUCUUAUAGGAGCAGUAGCAAUGGAUGCCCAGCUGUCAACAACGCCCGGGAUACUUUCGACAAUUCAUUAUGUUCCUACCGCGACUUCAAGCGGCCUGGGUCGCCUACCCAAAAAGACGACUUUCCUACAAAGCGCGCAAAAAUCUCGAUCGGCUUCGCGGAGUCUCCUACAACGAUAUCAUCGGACCUAUUUGAACGGGGUGCAAGCUUAAGGCUAUCUCUAGCAGAGCAAAAGGAGGAGCCAACAACAAGACUGUUACAAAAGAUCUCGAAGCCUACCCCCCGUACGAAAACAGCCAAGCUUCCUACUGUGAACGGGAUUGGCUUUAGGGCAGUUUCACUAAAUACAGCAUCAGCACACGAGCUUCCAAAAGGAGUUCAAGGCAAUCAAAAGAGCACAGUUCUACCACUGAGUUUUCCUGUCGUAAAAGACCCCCUUGAGCCGACCACCAUUUCGAGAUUGAGUCAGAAGAGCGGAUUUCAAUUAAGCCAACAAGUUCAAGGAAUGCCCUUUCCUAUUGAAAGUGUCGUGCCACCUUCCCAGAAAGAAACGUCACAUCUCAUGCCCGCUUCUCAGACAAAAUCCAUAGGGCAAAUACGCCAGAGAAACACCGCUACACAUCACAUAAAAGCAAACUUUGAAGCACAUUGUGGUACUUUUCUCAUUAUUGGAAACCCCCCUCCAGCUCGACAGUUUGUUGUAUCAACGAUACAGGAAUUCGCAUUACCUCAAGUCAUCUAUCAAGAUGCAUACUAUAGCAACGAGCAGGAUACCUCUGAUCGCCCGAGAGAGUGGGCUGGAAGAGAGUUCAAGCUCGAAAGCUUGACAGUCCCAUUUCUUCCACGAUUUGACCCAACUGGAACAUCCAUUGCAUAUUUCGGGGAUAGGCCACACAUUGUCCCAGAUCGUGUCAAUGAAGAAAGGACCUAUCAGCUGCAACGGCAAAAGUGCUACCUACGAAGUUGGGCUAUCGCUGAGCAACCGCCAUCCUAUCGAGAAGUUGUGGAGUGGGCUCGAGAGCAAGAAGGUGCCACACAGGUAGAAGCAGCGAAAAAAGUAUCUAAACGGCAAAACUUUGCUAGUGCUCAAGCUGUGAGAAAGCUUUCUCAGAUUGAAGGCCCAACACAGAAACACAAACAUGGGUUCAAUUUUAUGCAAAAGAAAAAGAUGACCAGUGUCAAGCACGAAUCACAAUAUAUGAGCACUAUGAGUCUCGAGAUACAUGUCAACACACGAGGCAACCUAGUUCCAAAUCCCGAGGAGGAUCAGAUCCAAUGCAUAUUCUGGUGCCUUCAGUCUGAGGAUCAAGAUCUUGAGAAUAAUUGUGCCACUGAAAAUUCAUACCUGGGAAUUGUAGCACUAUCUGAUGACGGAAACACAUCCCAGAAGAUAACCCGACAAAGUGGUAUAGAAGUGGUGGCUGAGGAUUCAGAGCUCGACCUUAUGAUACGAGUGGUUGAAAUCGUACGAAGUCAUGACCCAGAUAUCCUUACAGGCUAUGAAGUCCAUGGUGGAUCCUGGGGGUAUUUAAUUGGAAGAGCCCGUUUGAAGUAUGAGUAUAAUCUCUGCGAUGAGUUUUCGCGUACGAUAUCCCAAUCCUUUGGAAGAUUUGGGAAAGACAAUGAUAAAUGGGGCUUCAAUACUUCUUCGACGAUUCGAAUCACUGGAAGGCAUGUGAUCAAUAUCUGGCGAGCUAUGCGUGGAGAAUUAAAUCUACUUCAGUACACCAUCGAAAAUGUGGCAUUUCACGUAUUGCAUCGUCGAAUUCCUCAUUACACUUGGGCUGACCUGACAUCGUGGUACACCAAUCAAAAGCCCGGAAAUCUCGGAAAAAUCAUUAGCCAUUACAUCUCCAAAGUUCAGAUUGAUUUGGAAAUCCUGGAGCAAAAUGAGCUAAUUGAAAGGAACUGUGAACAAGCUCGAGUCCUCGGAGUUGAUUUUUUCUCUGUAUUUUCUCGAGGAUCUCAGUUCAAAGUGGAAUCGCUAAUGUUUCGAAUCGCAAAACCUGAAAACUUCAUGUUGGUAUCUCCUAGUCGGAAGCAGGUCGGCAGUCAAAAUGCUCUGGAAUGCUUGCCUUUGGUUAUGGAACCACAAAGUGCUUUUUAUAAUAGCCCUUUAAUGGUUUUGGAUUUUCAAAGCUUGUACCCAAGUGUUAUGAUUGCUUACAAUUACUGUUACUCAACCUUUUUGGGACGAAUAGUCAACUGGAGGGGAACGAAUAAAAUGGGAUUUACGGAAUACAAGAGGCAACAGCGCCUUUUAGAGCUUCUCAAGGAUUAUAUCAAUAUCGCACCAAAUGGUAUGAUGUAUGUCAAACCUGAAAUUCGUAAAUCUCUUCUAGCGAAAAUGCUGGGUGAGAUCUUGGAAACCCGAGUGAUGAUCAAAAGCGGAAUGCAAGCCGACAAAGAUGACAAGACAGUUCAGCGGUUACUCAAUAACAGACAACUUGCACUCAAACUCAUAGCCAACGUCACUUAUGGCUACACUUCUGCAUCCUUCUCUGGUCGUAUGCCUUGCUCUGAGAUCGCGGAUAGCAUCGUCCAAACAGGCCGAGAGACCCUCGAGAGAGCUAUUGCACUCAUACAUUCCGUUAAGCGCUGGGGGGCAGAGGUAGUCUACGGAGAUACAGACAGUCUCUUCGUCUAUUUAAAGGGCCGCACCAAAGACGAGGCCUUUGACAUUGGAGAAGAAAUAGCCAAGACAAUAACAGACAUGAACCCGCGACCUAUCAAACUCAAAUUCGAGAAAGUCUACCUUCCCUGUGUACUGCUCGCCAAAAAACGAUACGUAGGAUUCAAGUACGAGUACAGAAGUCAGAAAGAGCCCGACUUCGACGCAAAGGGCAUAGAAACUGUGCGCCGAGAUGGCACACCCGCAGAACAGAAGAUUGAAGAAAAGGCCUUGAAAAUUCUCUUCCGAACUGCAGAUCUGAGUCAAGUAAAGUCUUACUUUCAGAAACAAUGCGAGAAAAUUAUGAAAGGCUCAAUCUCCAUCCAAGACUUUUGUUUUGCGAAAGAAGUAAAACUGGGAACAUACAGCGAAAAAGGACCUCCUCCCCCGGGAGCGCUCAUCAGUACAAAACGAAUGUUGGAAGACGCUCGGGCGGAACCCCAAUAUGGAGAACGGGUCCCAUAUGUGGUUGUUACCGGUGUUCCAGGAGCCCGUCUCAUAGACCGCUGUGUUUCUCCAGAGGGGCUGCUGGAAAACGAGGGUGUAGAAUUGGAUGCUGAAUAUUACAUUUCACAAAACUUGAUACCGCCGCUGGAGAGGAUUUUCAACGUCGUGGGUGCAAACGUGAGGGGGUGGUAUGAUGAAAUGCCUAAAUUCCAACGGGUUAGGAGAAUUGAUCCAAGUGCUGUUCAAUCCAUUUCAAACCCCGCCAAUGCCAACAUAAAUGCGCUGGCAGCAGCAAACAAAAAGACUCUGGAAUCCUACUUAAAAUACACAUCCUGCAUCGUCUGCAAAUCACGUCUUCCUCUACCAUCACCUAUUCCGCUCACCAACAAUAGACCUCUUCUACCAAUUUGCCCAACAUGCCUCCAUCAAAUGCCACACAGUCUUCUUACCCUCCGCACUCGACUUAACGCGCAAGAAAGAAUGCACCAGGAUCUGGAACAGAUAUGCAGGAAUUGCGAGGGGAUUAGUAUGGCCGGUGAUGAGAUCAGGUGUCGGAGUUUCGACUGUCCUGUAUUUUAUACGAGGAGGAGAUUAAGGUCGAAAUUGGAGGUUGAGAGACAUGUUAUCGAGCCGGUCUUAGAGGGAUUAUAUCUAGAAUUUGGCGAGAGAGAUAGAGACUGUUGAAAAUUAAAAUUAGCAAAUCAGCUAAAUAUCUACCCUAAGCUAAGAUUAAACAUUAAGGUAUACCUACUCGAGUACCUACAAGUACGUAGGUACGGAGUACCUAGAAUGUGUUGAUUUUCACGUGACCUACUAGGUAGCGGGACCUCGGGAUCAGCCUUAUCUACAAUACCUACUCUCUUAGCCUUACUCUUAGCCUUUCCAGAA
This is a messenger RNA of Hymenoscyphus albidus, 5491 nucleotides long. Lineage: Eukaryota; Fungi; Ascomycota; Leotiomycetes; Helotiales; Helotiaceae. The record is from the annotation of a GenBank genome assembly.